Messenger RNA from Mangifera indica (mango), 1402 nucleotides. Its product is annotated as probable WRKY transcription factor 15. The record is from RefSeq and is a predicted model, not a curated record. Gene Ontology annotation, biological process: regulation of DNA-templated transcription. The coding region runs from base 247 to 1182 and encodes 311 amino acids. Gene Ontology annotation, molecular function: DNA-binding transcription factor activity; sequence-specific DNA binding. The transcript is spliced from 3 exons. Lineage: Eukaryota; Viridiplantae; Streptophyta; Magnoliopsida; Sapindales; Anacardiaceae.
UUCCACAACUUUUACAGGUGGAACUGUCCGUUGGGUGCUGGGGGCAGGAUCUUAUUCGCACCUAAAUUGGACUGCAAAGCUAGACUGACAGGCAACUGACCCAAUUGACCGAUCACUGUUUCAUGGCAUUAGACGAUGCCAUCAUUUUGACCACACCAGGGAGAGAGAAACUAUUCAUCCCUCUAUUAGCAUAGCUUGUGUCUUCUUAUUGUUUUUGCAUAAUUUUUUCAUGGUGCUGUUGCAGAAAUGGCUGUAGAACUUAUGAUGGGAUUCGGUAAAAUUGGUUUUUCUUCCAAAAUGAAGGAAGAAUCUGCAGUGAAAGAAGCAGCCUCCGGACUCGAGGGUGUUGAAAAGCUCCUCAAGUUGUUGUCGUCACAACAACACAACCGGGAGAAAUUUAGUCUCCAAUCAUCUUCAUCUUCAACCCUCAGUCUUAAAUCUCCCAUGGAUUUAGACAAAGACUACAAAGCUGUUGCCGACGUCACCGUUUCGAAGUUUAAGAGGGUGAUCUCUCUUCUUGGCCGUACCAGAACUGGCCACGCUCGUUUUAGAAGGGCCCCUGUGGCUUCGCCUCAUCAUCUUCAUCACCAUGAAAACUCUUACUUGGUAGUUCCAAAGAGCAGGGUUCUUGAGAGGAAGGAUUCCUCCACUACAAUCAGUUUUUCAUAUUCGUCAGCUGCCAAUUCGUUUAUCUCUUCCUUGACUGGUGUUUGUGAUAGCAAGCAACAUCCAUCCUCCUCCUCCGCUUUUCAGAUUACUAAUCUCUCUCAUGUUUCUUCUGUUGGGAAGCCACCUCUGUCUUCAUCUGCUUUGAAGAGGAAGUGUAACUCUGAGAACAACGUGGGUUCAGCCCGCAAGUGUGGCGUCUCUUCUGGUCGUUGCCAUUGUUCCAAGAAGAAAAAGCUGAGAUUGAAGAGGGUUGUGAGGAUUCCGGCAGUAAGCUUGAAAUUAUCAGAUAUUCCACCUGAUGAUUACUCUUGGAGGAAGUAUGGACAAAAACCCAUCGAAGGAUCUCCUCAUCCGAGGGGUUACUACAAGUGCAGCAGUGAGAGAGGUUGCCCAGCACGCAAACAUGUUGAAAGAGUUGUGGAAGAUCCAUCAAUGCUCGUAGUGACAUAUGAAGGCGAGCACAGCCACUCUCUCUCAGUUGCAGAUGCCGCAAAACUCAUUCUCGAAUCGUAAACUCUAAACCCUCAAGUCUCGAAGGAGAUUAGUGGGUUUAGUUUGUCCAUAUAUACCAGUCUAGUUUGUACAAUAUGGAAAGGGAUUCCUCUUGCUUUAUCUAUAUAUGUUGAGCACAGUAAGUUAACCUGUGUUAAUCAAAAGAAAAAGUAAGAGAAGAUAGUGGAUAUGGUGUUAGAUUUCAAUCUCAAAAGGAAAGAAAGUGGGGUUCCAUUUUCAA